Molecule: messenger RNA, 1126 nt
Organism: Nicotiana tabacum (common tobacco)
Lineage: Eukaryota; Viridiplantae; Streptophyta; Magnoliopsida; Solanales; Solanaceae
Source: RefSeq, a predicted model, not a curated record
UGCCGCCAAUCUUCGCUCUGACUUUCUUCAGCUCCUUCGCACCCGCCGUCCUCCUCAAGUUCAACUCUGUGUGGUGCCUGGAAAACCUGUGACUGAUCCAUUAUAUCAGGAAAGUCCAAAGCCAACAUUCAGUGAGGUAAUGGCAUCUUGCCCUAAGGAAGAUAUACCCAAUUUGAAGGAACUUCUUCAGGAGGAAAAUUUCUACCUGACCACAGAGGAAGGAGAGCAAGGGCGGUUGCCUGUCUUGGUAUUGAGCAUGAAGGAAAGUGAUAAGAAGAAGAGGCCAGCUGUUGUCUUCCUGCAUAGUACAAACAAAUGCAAAGAGUGGUUACGGCCAUUGCUUGAGGCGUAUGCUUCAAGGGAUUACAUAGCUGUAGCAAUUGAUUCUCGAUAUCAUGGAGAACGUGCCACCAAUAUGACAACAUAUCGAGAUGCCCUUAUAUCAUCAUGGAAGAAAGGUGAUACAAUGCCUUUCAUAUUUGAUACGGUCUGGGACUUGAUAAAACUGGCAGAUUAUCUGACAGAGAGGGAAGAUAUUGACUCCUCAAGGAUUGGAAUUACUGGUGAAUCACUUGGAGGUAUGCAUGCAUGGUUUGCUGCAUUCGCUGAAACUCGCUAUGCAGUGGUUGUUCCUAUAAUUGGAGUUCAGGGCUUUCAGUGGGCUAUUGAACAUGACAGGUGGCAGGCAAGAGUUGACAGUAUCAAGGCUGUGUUUGAAGAAGCACGUGCUGAUUUAGGCAAGAAUGAAAUUGAUAAAGAAGUGGUUCAGAAGGUCUGGGACAGAAUUGCUCCAGGUUUGGCAUCUCAGUUCGAUUCACCAUACACAGUACCAGUCAUUGCACCACGCCCCUUGCUGAUUUUAAAUGGAGCGGAAGAUCCUCGUUGUCCCAUUGCUGGCCUGGAUAUUCCGAAAUCAAGAGCCCAUAAAGCUUAUGAGAAUGCUGGUUGUCCACUUAAUUUCAAGGUACAAUGUUAUCCUCACUGCCUCCCUCCUUUUUUCAGGAAAACAAAGCAUGUUUCCUUUCUUCACCAUCAGCUAAUUUUGAUUCCAAGGGUUCAAACGGGGAAAACAAGGGGCAUGUUUCCUGGAAAAUGUUUUCUUGAAAAAUAAGUGGUUCUUACUUAU